ACACAGUGAACUUGCCCAGCAUCCGAGGGGCCGUGCGGGCUGUGGGGUCUUAUCUGCAGGACCAGGGCUUGAACCUGCUCAUCAACAACGCGGGCAUCAGCUCGCAUGCCACUCUGCACUCCCUGGACUCGCAGGAGAUGCUCUCCGUGUUUGCCACCAACGUGGUAGGGCCGCUCCAGGUUGUCAAGGAGUUUCUGCCGCUCCUGGAGAAGGCAGUGAAGGGUACAGGGAAGAAGGGGCUGAGCUGCAGCAGGGCUGCAAUCAUCAACGUCUCCACCAAACUGGGCUCCAUUGGGCUGUGCCUCGGGGUGUCAGAGGCCCCCACGUACCCAUACCGUGCCAGCAAGGCUGCCCAGAACAUGGUGACGAGGUGCAUGGCUGCAGAGCUCCAGGACAAGGGCAUCUUGUGCAUGGCCAUCCAUCCUGGCUGGGUGAAGACCGACAUGGGGACAGAGAAGGCACCGCUGAGCGUGGAGCAGAGCGUGCGGGGCAUCCUGACCGUGCUGGCCAGCCUCUCGCAGGACAACUCUGGAGCCUUCCUCGACUGGGAA
Messenger RNA from Mesitornis unicolor (brown roatelo), 551 nucleotides. RefSeq lists its product as uncharacterized. The transcript is spliced from 4 exons. The record is from RefSeq and is a predicted model, not a curated record. Lineage: Eukaryota; Metazoa; Chordata; Aves; Mesitornithiformes; Mesitornithidae. The annotation marks the transcript as partial.